Molecule: messenger RNA, 1902 nt
Organism: Vanderwaltozyma polyspora DSM 70294
Lineage: Eukaryota; Fungi; Ascomycota; Saccharomycetes; Saccharomycetales; Saccharomycetaceae
Product: sugar porter family MFS transporter
Exons: 1
Coding region: 1-1902 (633 amino acids)
Biological process (GO): transmembrane transport; carbohydrate transport
Cellular component (GO): plasma membrane
Molecular function (GO): carbohydrate:proton symporter activity
Source: RefSeq, a predicted model, not a curated record
AUGGACAAUACAAAAACUGGCCAAGACAUUGCUGAGAAUUUAGGUCCUAUUUCUGAAGGAACAAAAGCUCACGAGAUUCCCAAUGUAGACACUAGUAUUAGUAGUGCUGAACCUACUAAGAACCUUCCUUCAUAUAUCAAUGAAGAAUAUGUUCCAGCUGGUGAAGUUUCUAAAGCUGAGAAGAUUGAAAACCAACGGAGUAACGAUAAUUAUGCCACUGAUCAAACUGUUACCGAGCAGAGUGAACAUAAUCAGACUUUAACCAACAAUUCUGGCACCACUGGUAUUUUAAGUACUGAUGAAGGGAAAGAUGAAUUGACUGAAAUGGAAAAAGAAGUUGAAAACAUUGAAAAAAACAAACCAACUGGAGAUGUAAUCUUUGUUGCUGUUUGUUGUUUAAUGGUUGCCUUUGGAGGAUUCAUUUUUGGUUGGGAUACAGGUACUAUAUCUGGAUUUGUCCGACAAACUGAUUUCAUUAGAAGGUUUGGUCAAAAACGUUCAGAUGGCACUCAUUAUUUAUCAAAUGCAAGAACUGGUUUAAUCGUGUCUAUUUUUAACAUUGGUUGUGCAAUUGGUGGUGUCAUUUUAUCCAAAACUGGUGAAAUGUAUGGACGUAAAAUUGGGCUAACUAUUGUUGUUGUUAUUUACAUAGCUGGAAUUGUAAUUCAAAUUGCAUCGAUUAACAAAUGGUAUCAAUAUUUCAUUGGUAGAAUUAUCUCUGGCUUAGGUGUUGGAGGAAUUGCUGUUUUGUCACCACUAUUGAUUUCAGAAGUUUCACCAAAACAAUUAAGAGGUACUUUGGUUUCUUGUUAUCAAUUAAUGAUCACAGCUGGUAUAUUUUUAGGUUACUGUACAAAUUUUGGUACGAAGAACUAUCACAAUUCCGUUCAAUGGAGAGUACCACUGGGGCUAAGUUUUGCUUGGGCAUUGUUCAUGAUUUUUGGGCUGACCUUUGUUCCAGAAUCUCCUCGUUUCUUGGUUGAAGUUGGUAAAACUGAAGAAGCUAAAAGAUCUCUAGCUAAAACUAAUAAAACGACAAUCGAUUCACCUUUAGUCUUACUGGAACUUGAAAAGUAUGAGGCAGGUGUAGAAUUGGAGAAAUUGGAAGGGAAAGCUGAGUGGAUUGAAUUGAUAACUGGUAAACCUCAAAUGUUCAGAAGAACAUUGAUGGGUAUGGUUGUGCAAUCUUUACAACAAUUAACUGGUGCCAAUUAUUUCUUCUACUACGGUACAACGAUUUUUCAAGCUGUUGGUUUGAAGGAUUCAUUUGAGACUGCUAUAGUUUUGGGUGUUGUUAACUUUGCUUCAACAUUUUUUGCUUUGUAUACAGUUGACCACUUUGGACGUCGUCGUUGUCUGGAAUGGGGAGCUGUAGGAAUGGUUUGUUGUUACGUUGUUUAUGCUUCAGUAGGUGUCACAAGGUUAUAUCCUCAUGGUAUGGAUCAACCAACUUCACAUGGUGCAGGUAAUUGUAUGAUUGUGUUUGCAAGUUUUUUCAUUUUCUGCUUUGCAACUAGUUGGGCUCCAAUUGCUUAUGUUAUUGUAUCAGAAUCUUAUCCAUUGAGAGUUAGAGGAAAAGCAAUUUCUAUUGCUAAUGCCUGCAAUUGGAUUUGGAAUUUCUUGAUUUCAUUUUUCACUCCAUUUAUCACCUCUGCGAUUAAUUUCUAUUAUGGUUAUGUAUUUAUGGGUUGUAUGGUCUUUGCAUUCUUUUUUGUCUUCUUCUUUGUACCUGAAACAAAAGGAUUAACAUUAGAAGAAGUUAAUAUCAUGUAUGAAGAAGGCGUUCUGCCAUGGAAAUCCGCUAGUUGGAUUCCUCCAUCAAAACGUGAUGUUGGAUACGAUGUUGAAGAAUUAAAACAUGAUAAUAAACCUUUUUACAAAAGAAUAUUUUCAAAAGAUUAG